UCCUAGAUCUCUCCAGCACAAUCAGCACCAGGAGCUCAUGAAGAAGAUGGCUCCUGCCAUGGAAUCCCCUACUCUACUGUGUGUAGCCUUACUGUUCUUUGCUCCAGAUGGCGUGUUAGCAGUCCCUCAGAAACCUACGGUCUCCUUGAAUCCCCCGUGGAAUAGAAUAUUUAAAGGAGAGAAUGUGACUCUUACAUGUAAUGGGAGCAAUUUCUUUGAAGUCAGUUCCAUGAAAUGGUUCCACAAUGGCAGCCUUUCAGAAGUGGCAAAUUCAAGUUUGAAUAUUGUGAAUGCCGACUUUGAGGACAGUGGAGAAUACAAAUGUCAGCACCAACAAUUUGAUGACAGUGAACCUGUGCACCUGGAAGUCUUCAGUGACUGGCUGCUCCUUCAGGCUUCUGCUGAGGUGGUGAUGGAGGGUCAGCCCCUCUUCCUCAGGUGCCAUAGUUGGAGGAACUGGGAUGUGUACAAGGUGAUCUAUUACAAGGAUGGUGAAGCUCUCAAGUACUGGUAUGAGAACCACAACAUCUCCAUUACAAAUGCCAGAGUUGAAGACAGUGGCACCUACUACUGUACGGGCAAACUGUGGCAGCUGGACUGUGAGUCUGAGCCCCUCAACAUUACUGUAAUAAAAGCUCGGCAUGACAAGUACUGGCUACAAUUUCUUAUCCCAUUGUUGGUGGCGAUUCUGUUUGCUGUGGACACAGGAUUAUUUAUCUCGACUCAGCAGCAGGUCACAUUUCUCUUGAAGAUUAAGAGAACCAGGAAAGGCUUCAAACUUCUGAACCCACAUCCUAAGCCAAACCCCAAAAGCAACUGAUAUAAUUACUCCAGAAAUAUUUGAAACAUUACUUUUUUUUCCAGCAUCAGCAAUUACUACUCAAUUGUCAAACACAGCUUGCAAUAUACAUAGAAACGUCUGUGCUCAAGGAUUUAUAGAGAUGUUUCAUUAAACUGAGUGAAACUGGUUAAGUGGCAUGUAAUAGUAAGUGCUCAAUUAACAUUGGUUGAAUAAAUGAAGAAUGAAUAGAUUCAAUUUAUUAGCAUUUGUAAAAGAGAAGUUCAAUUUCAAUAAAAUAAAUAUAAAACCAUGUAAUAGAA
Cercocebus atys (sooty mangabey) is the source of this 1101-nucleotide messenger RNA. RefSeq names its product Fc fragment of IgE, high affinity I, receptor for; alpha polypeptide (gene FCER1A). Gene Ontology annotation, biological process: cell surface receptor signaling pathway. The record is from RefSeq and is a predicted model, not a curated record. The coding region runs from base 38 to 820 and encodes 260 amino acids. The transcript is spliced from 5 exons. NCBI's taxonomy places the organism in Eukaryota, Metazoa, Chordata, Mammalia, Primates, Cercopithecidae. Gene Ontology annotation, molecular function: transmembrane signaling receptor activity.